UAAUUAGGGGGUCAGAGGUGUAUUGUUGAUUUAUUAUUACGUGACCUCUGUUGGUUAGAUGAAACGGAUAAUCCGGCAAGGUUGCCGGAAAAUCGGUGGUGUACCUGUAAUAAUCAAUAUUUUAUUUUAUAGUAAUCGGUGAAAGGGAGAUGGAAAGAGUGAAGACGUCUGAAGCCAGAAGGUAGAGUUUGCAGGUUGGAGAAGAAAUUGGAGACUAUUCCAAAUAGAGUAGAGGCAGUAGAUAAAAAGAAGAGUAAAUUGUGGGAAAUGACAGUAGGAUUCCAACUUUCAAGAGGACUUUAAGCUUUUGCAUCCAAGGGAUGUAGUACUAGUAGUAGAAACCAAUGACUUUCAUCUAACUACAUGCUUUGACAAGAAUAUGAAGGCAAAGCUCUGAUGUAACCAUGGAAGUAUUAAAGAUGAAGGUUGAACCUUUUUCUGAUGAGGAGCAGGAUGCCAUAUUAGAUAUCAACUUGUUGAAAAAUGAAGAAACAUUUACAUUAACUAGUACAACAGAAGUAGCUGAUUCCUUAGAAGAAAGAUCUUCACAUACAAUUUUGAAGUAUGGUUAUGCAAAAGAAGAACAAGAAAAGAACUGUGAUGGAGCAUUAAAGAAACCUGAGAAUAUAUUUGCCAGUGUGAAAACAGAGCAGCCUGAUUGUUUACCUCAAGAUGAAGUCAUUUCAAAGUUCAGUGACAGCAAUGAUGAUGAUCUGGGUAGUUCAAAAUAUAUAGUUACGAAUGUGAAAACAGAAAAAGAAUUUCAAGAUUUAAAACAAACUGAAUCUAGGUUAGAAAGUGCAUCUGAUAUAAAGACUGGUGUGAACAUCUGUUAUGGAAGUCAGUUUCCUGUUUAUCAAGUUGUAAGACAAGAUCACUUUACAGAAGUCAUAAAGUCCCCAAAACCAAACGAUGUGUGUGGAAAAACAAAUUUAUAUGGAAAUAACCUAAAAGAAUGCGAUAUACAUCAAGACAGUGAUAAACCAUACAUCUGUGAAGAAGAAUUUCAAACAGUGGAUAACCUAAAACAACAUGAGUGGAUAAACACUGGAGAGAAACUAUACAGUUGUGUAGUGUGUAGAAAAGAUUUUGGCACAAAUAGUAACUUAAAAAUACACAAAAGAAUUCACACUGGGGAGAAACCUUACAGUUGUGUAGUUUGUGGAAAACAAUUUAGAACAAGUAGUACUUUGAAAAUACAUCAUAGGACACACACUGGAGAGAAACCUUACAGUUGUAUAGCGUGUGGGAAACACUUUGGAACAAAUAGUGAAUUAAAAAUGCAUCAAAGAAUACAUACUGGGGAGAAACCUUACAGCUGUGCAGUUUGUAGAAAACAAUUUCGGACAAAUGGUACUUUGAAAAUACAUCAAAGAACACACACUGGGGAGAAACCUUACGGUUGUAUAGUGUGUGGGAAACACUUUGGAACAAGUAGUGAAUUAAAAAUGCAUCAAAGAAUACACACUGGAGAGAAACCAUAUUGUUGUAUAGUAUGUGGAAAAGAAUUUGGAAUUGUUGGUAACCUAAAACAACAUGAAAGGAUACACACUGCAGAGAAACCAUAUGAGAAACCAUAUAAGUGUGCAGUGUGUGGAAAAGGAUUUGGAACAGUGGGUAACUUAAAACAACAUGAGAGAAUACACACUGGAAAGAAACCUUACAGUUGUACAGUUUGUGGAAAACACUUUGGAACAAGUGGUGAAUUAAAAAUACAUCAAAGAAUACACACUGGAGAGAAACCCUACUGUUGUGCAAUUUGUGGAAAAGACUUUAGCACAAAUAGUAAAUUAAAAGCACAUCAGAAGAUACACACUGGAGAGAAACCUUACAGUUGUAUAGUGUGUGGAAAACACUUUGGAAGAAAUAAUGAAUUUAAACUGCAUCAGAGAAUACACACUGGGGAGAAACCUUACAACUGUACAGUCUGUGGAAAAUUUUUUCGAAGAAAUAGUAAAUUAAAAUUACAUCAAAGAAUACACACAGGGGAGAAACCUUACAGUUGUGCAAUUUGUGAAAAACAAUUUCAAACAAAUAGUCAGUUAAAAAUUCAUCAAAGAACACACACUGGGGAGAAAUCUUACAGUUGUGUAGUUUGUGAAAAACAAUUUCAAACAAACAGUCAAUUAAAAAAACAUCAAAGAAUACACACUGGGGAGAAAUCUUACAGUUGUGUGGUUUGUGAAAAAUGGUUUCAAACAAAUGGUCAAUUUAGAAUGCAUCAAAGAACACACAGUGGUGAGAAACCUUACAGUUGUACAGUGUGUGGAAAACACUUUUUAACAAAUGGUGAUUUAAAGGUGCAUCAGAGAAUACAUACUGGGGAGAAACCUUACAGUUGUGCAGAUUGUGGAGAACAAUUUGGAACAAGUAGUAAAUUAAAAAUACAUAAAAGAAUACACACUGGUGAGAAACCUUACUGUUGUACAGUUUGUGGAAAAGACUUUGGAACAAAUAGUAAAUUAAAAAUGCAUCAGAGGACACACACUGGAGAGAAACCUUACAGUUGUGCUGUUUGUGAAAAUCACUUUCGAACAAAUAGUCAAUUAAAAAUACAUCAGAGAAUACACACCGGGGAGAAACCUUACUGUUGUGCAGUUUGUGGAAAAAACUUUAGAACAAAUAGUAAAUUGAAAGUGCAUCAGAGGAUACACACUGGAGUGAAACCCUACAGUUGUGCAAUUUGUGGCAAACAAUUUGGAAGUAAUGCUUGCUUAAAAAUACAUCAAAGAAUACACACCGGGGAGAAACCUUUCACCUGUGAAGUUUGUGACAAACAAUUUGGAAGUAACUCUUAUUUAAAAAUCCACCAAAGAAUACACACUGGGCAGAAACCUUACUGUUGUACAGUUUGUGGAAAAGACUUUGGAACAAAUAGUAGAUUAAAAAUGCAUCAGAGGACACACACUGGAGAGAAACCUUAUAAUUGUGCCGUUUGUGAAAAUCACUUUAGAACAAAUAGUCAAUUAAAAAUACAUCAGAGAAUACACACUGGUGAGAAACCUUACUGUUGUGCAGUUUGUGGAAAAAACUUUAGAACAAAUAGUAAAUUAAAAGUGCAUCAGAGGAUACACACUGGGGUGAAACCCUACAGUUGUGCAGUUUGUGGCAAACAUCUUGGAAGUAAUGCUUACUUAAAAAUACAUCAAAGAAUACACACUGGAGAGAAACCUUUCAGCUGUGAAGUUUGUGAUAAACAAUUUGGAAGUAACUCUUAUUUAAAAAUACAUCAAAGGAUACACACUGGGCAGAAACCUUAAAGUUGUGGAGUUUAUGGAAAACAAUUUGGAAGUAACUCUUACUUAAAAAGAAUAAACACUAAAGAGAAAUUAUGCAUUUGUGGAAACUAUCUAUGACAAAUAGUUCCUUAAAAAUGCAUCAUAAAGUAUGCUCUUGUGAGAAGCCAUAUAAUUGUUCUUUGUAUGCUAAACAAUUUGUAACAAAGGGCAAGAUUAAAAGCCAUCGUAUUGUACAUACUGAAAAAAAAACUUACAUUUGUAUAGUGUGUGAAAUAUUUAUUGGAAAUAAUGGGGACCAUAGAAAACAAAGGAAGAUUCACUCUGUGGAGUAACUAUACAAUGGAUUACGUUGAAAAACUGUGUAAUUAAUUAUAACUUAAAAAUACAGGAGAAGGAAUAUUCCAGUCCCAUAUCUGGAAAAGAUCUCUGGUAAAUGGUUAUCAAAGUACUUUGGAGUACAAUAUUCAUGUAGUGUAUACCAACUAAUAUUGAAAGUGCAGUAUAUCAAACUUUUCAAUUUUGGUCCUUAAAUUGAUAAAGAAGUAAGAUAGUCACCAAACAUGCUGUAACACAAUCUACAAUAUCUGUUAAUCUGCUCGCAAUAGAUUGAUUAUCUACAGAAUACACAAUAAGGGGUUAUAUCUUAGUUCCAUUGUUUAUUUUUUCUCUGAUAAGCUAAUCAUUCAUUGGGAUUUUAAAUUAAAAAUGUUGUCAUUAUUUCUCUACUUUACUUUAUCCCAGACUUAAGGUUGAUUGUUUUGGGUCACCUAUUAUACACCUUUAUUUGAAUCUUUGGUCAAAUACUUGUGGUGCUGGUAAUUCUAAAGUGGUUACACAGGUUUGACUUCUCUACUUGAAUCUUGAUUCAACUACUUAUGAAUAUUGUUAUAUUGAUUUGACUUCUCCACUUGGUACUUGAUUCAGCUACUUCUGAAAGUGAUUACACUAGGUUGACUCCUUUACUUAGAUUUUGAUUAACUAUUACUGAAUGUUGGGUUGACUUCUCUUCACAGUUCUUUCAACUAAUUCUGAAUAUCUUUCCAUUGGGUUCACUUCUUUAUUUUGGUCUUGAUUCAACUUCUGAAUGUUGUUACAUUGAAUUGACUUCUAACUUGGAUCUUGAAUCAUCUACUGAAUGUGGUUACAAUAGGCUCCCUUCUCUCCUUGGAUCUUGAUUCAACUACUUCUGAGUGUUAUUACAUUGGAUUGACUUCUGCUUAGGUCUUAAUUCAACUACUUCUGAAGAUGGUUACACUGGGUGGACUUCUUUACUUGCAUCUUUAUUCAUCUACUACUGAAUGUUAUUAAACUGGGUUAACUUGUCUGCUUCAGUCAUGAUUCAAGUAUUUCUGAAUGUAUAGAAUUAUACAUGGACUGUUCUUUACAUUAAAAUACUAUUUAUUUGCGAACUUUUGGCCCUCUUACCAGUCUUCAUCGGGCAACAGUGAACUGAAACAAACUUGUAUUGCUCAGUACUGUGAUGCCCGAUGAAGGCACCAGGAAGAAAGCCAAAAGCUCGUGAAUAAAAGUAUUUUAAUGUAGAGACCAAAUCUAUAUAUAAUUCUACAUAUUGAUUUACCUACAUUAUUAGUCUUGCAAAACAAUUUCUAAAUGUGGUUGUAUUGGGGUAACACGUUGCAUCAUGUAUAUAUGUUGAGAAAUAUCCUUUACUCUUCUAAGAUAACUUCAAAUACCAAGGUGCAUCAAUUUGAUACACCUACUGUAUUCUUUUAUUGCAUUAAAAUAUACUACAUAAAAUAUUUUGGAAUAUUAGAUGAACUCUAAAGAUGUGUUUCUAAAUUCACAGCUUGGAAAACAUUUGUAAUAUAUUUUGUUUUGAAUAAACAAAAUGCUUAAGCUUGUUGUAUAUUUUACUUACUGAUGAUUUUUUUUGAUUGAUCAGGAAACAAAGCACACAUUUUCACUGUGUUUACUAGUCCUGGCAUAUAAUAAAAACAUCUUUUUAUUAGGCCCAGCAUGGCCAGGUGGUUAGGGCACUUGACUCACAAUCUGAGGGUUGCAGGGUUGAAUCCCCAUCAUAUCAAACAUGCUCGCCCUUUCAGCUCUGGGGACAAUAUUAUGUGAUUAUCAAUCCCACAGUUUGUUGGUAAGAGAGUAGCCCAUGAGUUAGCAGUGGGUGGUGGUGAAUAGCUAGUGCAGAUAGCUGUCAUGUAGCUUUGCAUGAAAUUCAAAACAAAUAAAACAAAACAUUUUACUAUACCAUAAUUAUAAUCAAACCAUUUUUCUUAAAUUGUUAAUGAAAAGAUUUCAUUAACACCAAGUCUGCAGUUUGGUGAGACAAAUUUGGGGGAUUGGAUGGGUUACAGAGGAAUAUCACCAUAUGAGCCAAAAACAACAUUACUUCUGCUGUUGUUGCUUAUCUUUCAAACAGUGUAUUAACUCCUGAAACCAAAGAAAGCAGAUAUUGUCCAACAUGGGGCCACUGCUGUUUUGUGUGGGAGUUUGUAUGGAAAUAUGUAUUUUAUAUAUUCAUAGCCUGGAAAAUAGCUCGAGUUUGACCACUGGUGGGUAAUACAAACAACAGAUAUUGCAAGGAUUCAGAAUUAUAUGUCAAAAAACUACAGAAAACUGUUUUGGAACCAAUCUACUAAAACUAUCAAUGACUUGGAGUUAACCUUUUGGAUACGAGCCUGCCAAAACUGGGUCAGUUUGACUGAUAUUAAACUAAAUGAUACAAAACUCUACUUCCUAUAACUAAAUAUUUACUGAAUUUAUCUUACUGAAAUUUGGCAAGCUUUUAGUAAUGUUAAGUCUGUUAUGUACCGAAAAUCAGAUUUUUUAAAUAAAGUAUUUUUUACUAAG
Limulus polyphemus (Atlantic horseshoe crab) is the source of this 6062-nucleotide messenger RNA. Its product is annotated as zinc finger protein 271-like. The record is from RefSeq and is a predicted model, not a curated record. Bases 405 to 3260 code for a protein of 951 amino acids. The transcript has 7 exons. Gene Ontology annotation, biological process: regulation of transcription by RNA polymerase II. Lineage: Eukaryota; Metazoa; Arthropoda; Merostomata; Xiphosura; Limulidae. Gene Ontology annotation, molecular function: DNA-binding transcription factor activity; RNA polymerase II cis-regulatory region sequence-specific DNA binding.